This is a messenger RNA of Talaromyces proteolyticus, 636 nucleotides long. RefSeq lists its product as uncharacterized. NCBI's taxonomy places the organism in Eukaryota, Fungi, Ascomycota, Eurotiomycetes, Eurotiales, Trichocomaceae. The transcript is spliced from 4 exons. The record is from RefSeq and is a predicted model, not a curated record. The coding region runs from base 1 to 636 and encodes 211 amino acids.
AUGCCCACAUAUGGAAUUUACAGAGUAGAUUCGGGCUAUGAGCGGGGUUUAGCCGCCAUCUCCGCUACUGGUAUUGAUGUGUAUUUCAUGUUUUUGAUGAUUGGUAAUGUGCCAGCAGCAGGCCUCGACCAGCUAGCUGAUCCUCUCGUUCGAUUACGUGAAGCAACUGAUGCUGUCAAUGUAUUAUCAGCUCAAUAUCAGGAGAGCUUCACUGUCGUUGAUGAAAUUAUGGCUUUACUUCGCUUUUUCUAUGCUUACGUUCAGAAAAAUAGCCUCCGUUGCCCUACAGUUAUUAUUCCUCUCCCUGGCAAUGAAUAUCAAUACAUGCUUUACCCUCUCACCGUUGAAGAGGCAACGACCGUCAUGGCUCAAUUCCAACACCUAGGCUACCAUGUCUGGGAGUUUCAUGAUCCAUACAAAGUACGGCGCGCCAUAGCAACUCUCAUUAGGGCACAUUAUAAGAUAAUGGAGUAUCAUGAGAACGGAACCAGGCCUUCUGAACCGGUCCUACGGGCGCUAAAGUCACUUUUCCAGAUUUAUUGGUACAAGCCACUCCACACGGUGUCAGAAGAGUAUGAGGAUGAUUCGGUGCUGAGUUGGGAGGAGUAUACCAUACUGAGAGACCUGAUAUCAUGA